This is a messenger RNA of Cannabis sativa, 6095 nucleotides long. RefSeq names its product callose synthase 9. The record is from RefSeq and is a predicted model, not a curated record. The coding region runs from base 186 to 5891 and encodes 1901 amino acids. Gene Ontology annotation, biological process: (1->3)-beta-D-glucan biosynthetic process. Gene Ontology annotation, molecular function: 1,3-beta-D-glucan synthase activity. The transcript has 52 exons. Gene Ontology annotation, cellular component: plasma membrane; 1,3-beta-D-glucan synthase complex. Lineage: Eukaryota; Viridiplantae; Streptophyta; Magnoliopsida; Rosales; Cannabaceae.
UUUUUUUCAUUAUUAAUAUUAUUUAUUUAUUAAAUUAAAUGAAAAAGCUUUAAAACAAAAAAGAACAGAGCAAAAAAAGAAGCUGAGUUUUGAAAGAGAGAUUCUUCUUCUUCUUCUGAGCUCAAAGACCGAUUCCACUCGGUCUCUAGGGUUUUCUUCGCUUUUGUGGUUUAUACUUACAGAAAAUGUCUCAAGUUGACGAACUAUGGGAGCGUUUAGUUCGUGCUGUAUUGAAAAGAGAACGGACUGGAAAGGAUGCGUAUGGGCAACCUGUUGAUGGAAUUGCUGGAAAUGUUCCCUCUUCACUUGCUAAUAAUGGAGAUAUUGAUGAAAUUCUACGUGCUGCUGAUGAGAUCCAAAAUGAGAAUCCAAAUGUCUCCAGGAUAUUAUGUGAACAUGCUUAUUCUUUGGCUCAAAAUUUGGAUCCUAAUAGUGAAGGAAGAGGAGUUUUACAAUUUAAAACUGGAUUGAUGUCUGUAAUUAAGCAAAAACUAGCUAAGAGGGAAGGAGGAGUUAUAGAUAGAAGCCAAGACAUUGCUCUUCUGCAAGAGUUCUACAGAGUCUAUCGAGAGCAGAAUGAUGUGGAAAAGUUAAGAGAAGAAGAGUUGAGUUUAAGGGAGGCUGGGGCUUUCAGUGGAAACUUGGGGGAGUUGGAGAGAAGGACGGUUAAGAGAAAAAGAGUUUUUGCUACUUUGAAAGUGUUAGGGACAGUCCUUCAGCAGUUGACUGAGGAAAUUCCUGAUGAGCUGAGACGUGUGAUGGAAACUGAUGCAGCUAUGACGGACAACUUAAUUGCUUAUAAUAUUAUUCCACUUGAUGCUCCUAGCGUAACAAAUCGUAUUGGAUUUUUUCCUGAGGUUAAAGCAGCAAUCUCAGUGUUAAAAUAUAGGGGAUUGCCAAAAUUGCCUGAGGAUUUUCCCAUCCCAGCUACAAGGAAUGCUGAUGUUUUCGAUUUUCUGCACUACGUUUUUGGAUUUCAGAAAGACAGUGUUUCUAAUCAGCGAGAAAAUAUUGUUCACCUUCUUGCCAAUGAGCAAUCACAACUUCGUGUUCUUGAAGAAGCUGAACCUGAAUUGGAUGAAGCUGCAGUGCAAAAUGUAUUCCUGAAGUCCCUUGAUAAUUAUAUUAAGUGGUGUAAUUACUUGUGCAUUCAGCCCGUCUGGAGCAAUUUUGAUGUUGUUGUCAAGGAGAAGAAGAUACUAUUUGUUUCCUUGUACUUUUUGAUAUGGGGUGAAGCAGCCAACGUCAGAUUCAUUCCAGAAUGCUUGUGCUACAUAUUUCAUCAUAUGGCCAGAGAACUAGAUGAAAUUUUAAGGCAUCAGAUUGCACAGCCAGCCAAUAGUUGCAAGGCUGGGGAUGGGGUUUCAUUCCUUGAUCAAGUUAUAUUUCCUCUCUAUGAUGUUAUGCAAGCGGAGACAAAAAGCAAUAAAGACGGAAAAGCACCACACUCUGCCUGGCGCAAUUAUGAUGAUUUUAAUGAGCAUUUUUGGUCACUUCAUUGUUUUGAACUUGGCUGGCCAUGGCGUUUGGGCUCACCCUUUUUCCAAAAGCCAGAACUCUCGAAGAAUAUGCUUAAAUCGGGCAGAAGUAAACAUAGAGGGAAGACUUCUUUCGUGGAGCACCGGACUUUUCUUCAUCUCUAUCACAGUUUUCAUCGCCUAUGGAUAUUCCUUGCGAUGAUGUUCCAGGGACUUGCUAUUAUUGCAUUCAAUGAUGAAAACUUUAAUGGGAAGACUCUUCGGGAGAUUCUCAGUCUUGCUCCAACAUUUGUUGUAAUGAAAUUUUUUGAGAGUGUGCUAGAUGUUAUAAUGAUGUUUGGGGCGUAUUCUACAUCACGGAGGCUUGCUGUUGCUCGUAUUUUUCUUCGUUUUAUCUGGUUCAGUACGGCUUCAGUUGUUGUAUCUCUCCUAUAUGUGAAAGCGCUUCAGGAAGAGAGUAGACCAAAUGGAAAUGGUGUUAUAUUCAGAUUGUACUUGAUUGUCAUUGGCAUUUAUGGUGGCAUUCAAUUUUUCAUUAGUUUCAUGAUGCGAAUUCCUGCCUGUCAUCGGUUGACUAAUCAAUGUGAUCGCUGGCCUUUAAUCCGUUUUGUCAAAUGGAUGCGCCAGGAACGGUAUUAUGUUGGGCGUGGAAUGUAUGAAAGGACCACUGAUUUUAUCAAGUAUUUGGUGUUUUGGCUUGUGAUUCUGAGCGCGAAGUUUUCAUUUGCUUAUUUUCUACAGAUCAGGCCACUUGUAAAACCAACUCGAACAGUAGUAAAGAUGGAUACCAUACAAUAUUCUUGGCAUGAUUUUGUAUCUCAACAUAAUCAUAAUGCUCUGACUGUGGUUAGCUUAUGGGCUCCUGUAGUUGCUAUUUAUCUCUUAGAUAUCCAUGUGUUCUACACCAUCAUAUCUUCUGUAUGGGGCUUUUUGCUUGGGGCCAGAGAUCGUCUAGGAGAAAUUAGAUCCUUGGAAUUAGUUCACAAACUUUUUGAAGAGUUUCCUGAAGCUUUUAUGACCACUCUUCAUGUACCUCUUUCCAACAGCACUUCUCAGAAUGCGUCCAGUCAGGUUUUUGAGAAGAAGGUUAAUGCUGCGCGGUUCUCUCCGUUUUGGAAUGAAAUCAUAGCAAAUCUUAGGGAAGAAGAUUAUUUAACAAACCAAGAAAUGGAAUUGCUUUUAAUGCCUAAAAAUACUGGAACUCUCAAUUUGGUUCAAUGGCCUCUUUUCCUUCUUGCUAGCAAGAUAAUUCUCGCCAAGGACAUUGCUGUUGAUGGUAGAGACUCACAAGAUGAUGAAUUAUGGGAUAGAAUUUCGAGAGACGAAUAUAUGAAGUAUGCAGUACAGGAGUGCUUUUAUACUCUUAAGCAUAUCUUGACAACAAUAUUGCAAGAUGAAGGAAAGUUGUGGGUUGAAAGGAUAUAUGAGGAUAUUCAAUCAAGCAUCGGACAGAGAAAUCUGCAUUCUGAUUUGAACUUAACUAAGCUGCCACUCCUAAUAACAAGAGUCACUGCAUUAAUGGGAAUGCUGAAAGAAGUAGAAACAUCUGACCAAGAGAAAGGAGCAGUUAAAGCUGUUCAGGAUUUGUACGAUGUUGUCCGUCUUGAUCUCCUAUCUGUUAAUAUGGGGGAAAACCGUGAAACAUAUUAUUUGGUAUCAAAAGCAUGGAAGGAAGGCCGCCUCUUCCAGAAAAUAAAGUGGCCUAAGGACCCUGAGUUGAGAUCCCAGGUCAAAAGGCUCUAUUCAUUACUAACUAUCAAAGAUUCUGCCGCAAAUGUUCCAAGAAAUCUGGAGGCAAGGCGGAGGCUGCAGUUCUUCACAAAUUCUCUUUUCAUGGAGAUGCCUGUUGCUAAGCCCGUUAAUGAGAUGUUGUCCUUCAGUGUGUUCACGCCAUAUUAUUCUGAGGUUGUGAUUUAUAGCAUGAAAGAACUCUUGGAGAGAAAUGAAGAUGGGAUAUCAGUAUUGUUUUAUCUCCAAAAAAUAUUCCCAGAUGAGUGGAGGAAUUUUCUUCAUCGAAUUGGUCGUGAUGAAAAUGCGCAUGAGUCAGAACUAGAUACCCCGAAUGAUAUAUUGGAACUUCGGCUUUGGGCCUCAUACCGUGGUCAAACCUUGGCCAGAACUGUUCGUGGGAUGAUGUACUAUAGGAAAGCUCUGAUGCUUCAGACCUACUUAGAGAGAAAAAGUUCUGGCGAUUUGGAAACUGCAAUAUCCAAUACCGAUGAAAUUGAGACUCAAGGAUUUACGUUAUCUCCUGAAGCACGGGCUCAGGCAGACUUAAAGUUUACAUAUGUAGUAACAUGUCAAAUAUAUGGUAAACAGAAAGAAGAUCAAAAACCUGAGGCUGCUGACAUUGCAUUGCUUAUGCAAAGAAAUGAAGCCCUUCGUGUUGCUUUUAUUGAUGAGGUUGAAACACUAAAGGAUGAUGGUAAAGUACAGAGGGAAUAUUUCUCAAAGCUCGUUAAGGGUGAUAUCAAUGGGAAGGACAAGGAAAUUUACUCUAUAAAAUUGCCUGGAAAUCCAAAACUUGGUGAAGGAAAACCCGAGAAUCAAAAUCAUGCAAUUGUAUUCACUCGUGGAAAUGCAGUCCAAACAAUUGACAUGAAUCAGGAUAACUAUUUUGAGGAAGCUUUGAAAAUGAGAAACCUGCUUGAAGAAUUCCACCGUGAUCACGGCAUUCGUCCUGCCACAAUUCUUGGUGUUAGGGAGCAUGUCUUUACUGGAAGUGUGUCGUCUUUAGCCUCAUUCAUGUCAAACCAAGAGACAAGCUUUGUAACAUUAGGUCAACGUGUUUUAUCAACACCUUUGAAGGUCCGUAUGCAUUAUGGACAUCCUGAUGUUUUUGAUAGAGUCUUUCAUAUAACACGGGGUGGUAUCAGCAAGGCCUCUCGUGUCAUCAAUAUUAGUGAAGAUAUAUUCGCAGGAUUUAAUUCAACUCUACGCCAAGGAAAUAUUACACAUCACGAGUAUAUUCAGGUUGGCAAGGGACGAGAUGUUGGGCUCAAUCAAAUUGCUCUUUUUGAAGGGAAAGUCGCUGGGGGAAAUGGUGAACAAGUUCUUAGUCGUGAUGUCUACAGGCUUGGUCAGCAGUUUGAUUUCUUCCGGAUGAUGUCAUUCUACUUUACCACAGUUGGAUUCUACUUUUGUACAAUGUUGACAGUGCUGACUGUGUACGUAUUUCUCUAUGGGAAAGCGUAUUUGGCGCUAUCUGGAGUUGGUGAAACAAUUCAAGUGAGAGCUCGGAUUAUGGAUAAUACCGCUCUUACUACUGCUAUGAAUACACAAUUUCUCUUUCAAAUUGGUAUCUUUACCGCCGUGCCAAUGAUCUUAGGCUUCAUACUGGAACAAGGCUUUUUAAAGGCUGUUGUUAGUUUUGUCACAAUGCAAUUUCAGCUUUGCUCUGUUUUCUUCACAUUCUCUCUUGGAACAAGGACACAUUACUUUGGCCGGACUAUACUUCACGGUGGUGCUAAGUACCAUGCAACCGGUAGGGGAUUCGUGGUCAAGCAUAUUAAAUUUGCAGAAAACUACAGGCUUUAUUCCCGGAGUCAUUUUGUAAAAGGAUUGGAGGUAGUGCUCUUAUUGGUGAUAUACCUUGCAUAUGGUUACAACGAAGGCGGUAUAAUAUCUUACAUUCUUCUAUCCGUUAGUAGUUGGUUUAUGGCUCUUUCUUGGCUUUUCGCUCCAUAUUUGUUCAAUCCUUCUGGAUUCGAAUGGCAAAAGGUUGUGGAAGAUUUCCGUGAUUGGGCGAAUUGGCUUCUUUACAGAGGCGGAAUCGGUGUUAAAGGAGAAGAAAGCUGGGAAGCCUGGUGGGAUGAGGAACUGGCACAUAUUCGGACUUUCAGUGGAAGAGUUGCUGAGACUAUUCUUAGUCUAAGGUUCUUUAUUUUCCAGUUUGGUGUUGUCUACAAGCUAGAUUUGCAAGGAAAUAAUACAUCGCUUUCGAUCUACGGCUUUUCAUGGAUAGUGUUAGCAGUUCUAGUAAUUCUUUUCAAGGUGUUCACCUUCAGCCAGAAAAUCUCUGUUAAUUUCCAGCUCGUUUUGCGGUUCAUCCAAGGCAUUUCCUUUCUGGUAGCACUCGCUGGUAUAACCGUCGCAAUCAUUUUAACAGAUUUGUCAGUUCCAGACAUUUUCGCUAGCAUCCUUGCAUUUGUACCAACCGGAUGGGGACUUCUUUCGAUCGCAGCUGCAUGGAAACCUUUGAUGAAAAAAUUAGGACUGUGGAAGUCAGUUCGCUCCAUUGCUCGAUUAUACGACGCGGGUAUGGGAAUGAUCAUAUUCAUCCCGAUUGCAUUCUUUUCUUGGUUCCCAUUCGUGUCAACAUUCCAAACCAGACUCAUGUUCAACCAGGCUUUCAGCCGAGGUUUGGAGAUCUCUCUCAUUCUUGCCGGAAACAACCCCAAUUCCGGGAUCUGAGACUAAUCAAUCUCCCCUUUUGUAUUGUAUUGUUGUAAGUAAUGUAAUACACAUUCUAAUUUUGCCAAUUUCUUAUCGAAUUUUUUCGUUUGUCUAAUUUUUUUUAAAUUGUUUGAGAGAGGCAUAGCUUAGAAGCAUUUGUGAAAUAGAAGUAUAGCACAGCAGCUUUUUAGUGUUAUAAAAUUUACCAUUUCCAUUUCCUUA